GAGUCCAAUUUGUCAACUAUUUGUAGGCGAAGAAGAUCGAUCUGCUGCCCCUUUGCUUGGUUGUCGAUAUUUAGAUGAGGAAAUGGGGAAAGCUUUAGUGAUUAUCUACAUCACAGCUGCUGUGCUCCUUCUAUUCCUCAUCUCUCACUCUCCUUCUCCUUCCAACAAACCUAAGCGUCAUCGCCGACUUAAAUUGCGCUCCAACUUCACUUUUGACUCACAUCCUACCCACCAUGAACAUAUUCCCUUUGACCCUUUAGUUGCUCAAAUCGAACGCCAACGUGAGGAUAAGGAAUGGGAGAAGCAGUAUAUUGACACCCAUCAUCAUCAAUUAAUACAUGAACAUGCUCCUGGUCAAGAAUCUCAGCCUGAAUGGGAAGACUUUAUGGAUGCUGAAGAUUAUCUCAAUGAUGAACACAAGUUCAAUGUAACUGAUAGACUUGUAUUAUUGUUUCCCAAGAUUGAUGUCCACCCAUCUGAUGGUUUCGUCACUGACCAUGAGUUGACUGACUGGAAUCUGGAGCAGACCCGGAAGGAGGUUUUGCAUAGGACUCAAAGAGAUAUGGAAGUUCAUGACAAAAAUCAUGAUGGUUUUGUCUCUUUCCAUGAGUAUGAGCCUCCCAGUUGGGUUCGGAAUUCAGAUAAUACUUCUUUUGGAUAUGAUAUGGGCUGGUGGAAAGAAGAUCACUUUAAUGCGUCAGAUAUAGAUGGAGAUGGGCUUCUAAACAUUACUGAGUUCAAUGACUUUCUACAUCCCGCCGAUACGAGCAACCCCAAACUACUUCACUGGCUCUGCAAGGAGGAAAUAAGGGAGAGAGAUAGUGACAAAGAUGGUAAGGUUAAUUUCAACGAGUUCUUUCAUGGGCUGUUUGACUUGGUAAGAAACUAUGACGAGGAGAGUCAUGAUACUUCUCAUCAUUCUGAGGAUUCACAAGAGUCUCCAGCCAGAAAGUUGUUUGCUGAGCUUGAUAAAGAUGGGGAUGGAUAUUUGUCAGAAGCUGAAUUGCUACCUAUAACUGGAAAGCUUCAUCCAUCAGAGCGUUACUAUGCCAAACAACAAGCAGAUUACAUCAUACAGCAGGCUGAUGCAGAUAAAGACGGAAGGCUUACUCUGAAAGAGAUGAUUGAUAGCCCGUAUGUUUUCUAUAGUGCAAUAUUCAACGAGGAUGAUGAAGACUAUGAAGACCAUGAUGAGUUCCGUUAGUUCAAGAUAGGAUGGUAACACGCCUCUCCUGCCCUCAGUUACUCGUGUAUGAUACUUUCCAGUUAGGUAGAUGUUUGAAAUUUUUAUGCUGGUCUCACCAAAAGAGAUAUGUGGUGUGACAUCAACGUUUUAUUUAUCAGAUAGUUUUCUUUGUAAUCAACCAUUAUUGACGACAUCAUGCUAAUGCAUUUGCAUAUUCAGGAUCUACCGUUGUUUCAUUGAGGAAUUUUAGUUGGACAAACUUGAUAAGCACACAAUUUGUUUUU
Solanum verrucosum is the source of this 1470-nucleotide messenger RNA. RefSeq lists its product as uncharacterized. Bases 83 to 1204 code for a protein of 373 amino acids. The record is from RefSeq and is a predicted model, not a curated record. Gene Ontology annotation, molecular function: calcium ion binding. NCBI's taxonomy places the organism in Eukaryota, Viridiplantae, Streptophyta, Magnoliopsida, Solanales, Solanaceae. The transcript is spliced from 7 exons. Gene Ontology annotation, cellular component: endoplasmic reticulum.